This is a messenger RNA of Plasmodium fragile, 276 nucleotides long. Its product is annotated as ribosomal protein L33. The coding region runs from base 1 to 276 and encodes 91 amino acids. Gene Ontology annotation, biological process: translation. The record is from RefSeq and is a predicted model, not a curated record. Gene Ontology annotation, molecular function: structural constituent of ribosome. The transcript is spliced from 2 exons. Lineage: Eukaryota; Apicomplexa; Aconoidasida; Haemosporida; Plasmodiidae. Gene Ontology annotation, cellular component: ribosome.
AUGGUAAACGGUCCUCUUUUGAAGAACUUGUGCAGGAGCAAGCGAAUUGGUAAUAAUGAAAAAACAAGACAUGACAUAAAAAGUUUAACAAUUUUUGGGAAAAAAAAAAAGAACAGGAAAGUUGUUGUCAUAGAAUGCACUGAAGCAAGGAAAUACGGCAAGCAACCCUCAAGAUAUGUGACAGAGAAAAAUAAAGUAAACACACCGAAGAAGUUGCAGUUGUACAAGUAUAAUAAAUAUCUUAAAAGAAGAACAUUACACGUAGAAAUUAAGUAA